Molecule: messenger RNA, 4008 nt
Organism: Didymodactylos carnosus
Lineage: Eukaryota; Metazoa; Rotifera; Eurotatoria; Philodinida; Philodinidae
Source: the annotation of a GenBank genome assembly
AUGAAAGAUAACAACAUGAGCGAUGCUACUGCAUUACAUACAUAUUAUGCGUACAAAAUUCUAAAUAUAACAAAAGAUAUUGGGAUGAUACCAGUGGUCUGGCAAGAUGUUUGGGAUGAGAAGGUUAAGUUGCCGAAUGAUACAAUAAUUCAAGUCUGGAAAGAUAAAAGUGAUAAUGAUGAAUUUGAUAAUUGGGCAUCAUACUUAAAUAAAGUAGCAAGAGAUGGAUAUAAUGUUAUUUUAUCUAGUCCAUGGUAUUUAAAUUAUAUCAGAUAUGGAAAAUAUAACACAAACGAAUCAGUAAUGAACCUGGACUUUUUUAGAUAUUAUGAAGUCGAACCAUUACGAGCGUUUUCAGGUAAUGAACAAGAAAAAAAUCGAAUACUUGGUGGUGAAGCCUGUUUAUGGGCCGAAUUUGUCGAUGGGACCAAUUUGCUUCCACGAAUUUGGCCCGCGGCAAGUGCUGUUGCUGAACGUCUUUGGAGUGAUCGAAAUGUAAACAAUCCGGAAGAUGCACAGUUUAGAUUAGAUGUCCAUCGUUGUCGAUUAUUGAGACGUGGGAUCCCUGCUCAGCCGAUAUUGAAUGGCUAUUGUGGAAAUUAUGAACCUGAUGGGACGAGUUCUGCUGGAUGUGAUACAGCAUCAAGUGAUCGGCGACAUUCGUCCCGUCGAACGAAAACAAAACGACUCAUCUCACGUCCAUUAUCAAAAGUAAUUUCACCAAAUCAUUACAGCACUGAUUCUACAAGUCUUAAAUCUGGUACGCGAACUCCUCUAUUAAUUCCAAAAAUGUCGGCCAAAUCCCGUAAACGUUGGUUACAAGUGCAUGAUGAUUACCUAGGAAAAUGGUCUUACUACACAGUACAGGCGGGGAAACCGCACAAACAGGGAAAAGUGAAAAAAACUGGAGAAAUUUCUAAACAAAAUUUCUAUUCAAAAUAUGAUGGUACAACAUCUAUUAUGUCUCGAUGUGAAUCGGAAGAUGAACGCGAACAUCUACAACAACAGUUACGUGUAUUACCCACGUUAUCGGGCGACGCACAUCGUGCAUCACAUCUGAAAGCGAUAGAUUUUGAUAAACUUAGUACAUCGAGUAGUAAACAAGGCUCAAUCAAAUAUAAGAAAAAACGACAUGAACGACCGAAAACGGCUCAUAAUGGAACUGUCAGUCAGAUGGAAUCAUUGGAAAAUGGAUUAGGCUUAGAGCAUGAAAUACAAGAUACACGAGAAGGAAGAAUAUUACCGCCACGAACUAGUUGGUUAAGCUCAUCGGACACCAACAUUACCACGACAAAAUCGAAAGCACGUAUUAAAAGUGGUCUGUUAGAUCGUUUGAAAGCGUUUUUUCAAUCUCGAUCGCAAUCAUUGAGUCGAAUAUCGUUAACCACAACCAUCGCGUCCAUAGAUAAUCAGUCAAAUAUAGAAUCAUCAAUAUUAAAGAAGAAAACAACGAUAGCAAAUUUAAUUCGAGAUGAUUUUGAUGAUAAAUGUGUUGGUACUGAAAUAGCUAGAUCACACCAAUGUCAGCAUGUUAAAAUACAUGAUGUUCGUGACCAAUGUAUUCAAGUUGAUAUUGCACGCCCUUAUUUUAACUUAAAAUAUGACUAUGAUGAUAAAGGGGUAGGUACAGAAUGUUAUUAUGAUACAAAAAUUCCAUCAGCUAAUAUCAUUUAUGUGGAUAAAUCGAUAGAAACAGGUGAAGAUUUUAUUCAACAUAUUUCAGCAGUCAAUUGUUUUUCAUCAUCUUCUUCAAAAGAUAAAAAAAAACAAGAGAUAUUUCAAACGGACAAUGACAAAAAUAAAGAUUUAUUCAAUAAAAAUAAUAACAAUCCUUCCGAUAAGCAAGGUGAAAGUAUUCAGCACAAAAUGGGGAAAAAGUCAAAUACGAACAAGAAUAAUAGUAAUUUAUCAACAAAUAUACAAGAUAAUUUAUCUAAAAAUGAAGAACAUAAUAUCAAUGGUGGAAAGGAUACUAGUGCUAGUAAAGGACAAAUACUGCCAUUAAGUGAUAUAUUUCACGCAACAACAAACUAUUUAGAUAAUAAUAAUGAAAGUAAUGUAAAUGAACAAUUUAGGAGCGCCGUGUCUUUGACAGGAGCUCGACAGUGUAAGUGCAAAGCACACUAUUUAUACGAUUAUGAUGCAAAACGGUGCAUUGGAGAUCCUGGUGCAGUAUGUCAAAUAGAUACGGACUGUACAGAUAAUGCUGAAUGUCCGAUGGGUACUGGUCCAAUACAGAGGUUGUGCUCAUGUGCUAGACAAUACGUUGAAGAUAAUUAUCGGAAAUGUGUUGAUCCGUGUCCGUCCUCAACCGUGCAACUUAAAAUUGUGCGUCAUCCAGGCAAUUGUAAAAGAUUUGUUGAUUGUGAACACAAUUCUGAUGAACAACGACACAAAACAUUUCAAAAUUAUGUAAAGCAAUUUUCAGAUAUGAAAUGUUCAAUUUUACCGGAAGUCGAACUUUCAGUUCAUGUCAACGGUUUUAACAAUGAACAAAUAUAUCAACAACUCAAAUCAAUAAAUGAUAAACGUCUCAAAGUAUUCAUGAAUUAUAUUGUUAAAAAUAAAAAUAAAACUAAAACAUUUGGUGACAUUCUUGAACCUCCUAAAGUUGAGGAAGCAGAUAAUGAAGAGAUUAUUACAACAGAUACUGAAGUUCCAGAACAAGUACUGGAGAAAGAGGCAGAUAAUCUACGAAUUGUGAAGAACAAGCAGAGAAAAUCAGUCACAUUUUUCGAUAUGAAUGCUAUGUCAACAUUUCUUGAAGAGCAAGAUGCAAACGAAUCUACUGAACCAACAAAAAAAACACGCAAUAGCGAAGUCGAUACAGACGAUGAUUUUGAUCUCGAUGAAGAUGACGAUUUAUUGUUACCCGACGCCGAACAAGGUACAAUGUAUGAAGACUUUUUUGACCCUCCUAAAACCAUCAAGAGCAAAGAGAAAAAAGAAAAGAAACAAAAAAGGGCGAUAGAUGAUCAAGCAGAAAUCGACAAUUUUAAGGAUAAAAUUGACGACGAUGAUCAGAAUGAUCUGGAAGGGAAGUCAGAUUUUGAAAAACAUCAAAUACAAUUAAAAAAACAAAUCAAGUCGAUUGAAGAAGAGAUGUUAAGUGCAAAACCAUGGCAGUUGAGUGGUGAAACAGAUAGUUAUAAGCGACCGGAAAAUAGUUUGUUAGAAGAAUAUUUACAAUUCGAUCGAAAUACAAGAUUACCCCCUGUCAUAACAACGGACACGACUAAUUCAAUUGAGCAAUUAGUGAAACAACGUAUUCGCGAUAAAGCGUUUGAUGACGUUGUUAGAAAGAAAAAAACGGCGGAGGAUGCGAAUGCAAAAACUUAUAAAAAAGAUGUUAUACUUGAACAUGAAAAAAGUAAAAUGAGUUUAGCACAAGUAUACGAGAAAGAAUAUGUUAAACAACAAACGCACGAAGAAAUCGAGAAAAAAGAUGAACGUCAUGAAACAAUAAGAAAAAUGUUACAAAAAUUAUUUGUCGAAUUUGAUGCAUUGUCAAAUUUUCGUUUUACACCUAGACCGCCAGUUCCUGAAGUCACGGUCGUAAAUAAUUUACCAGCAAUUAUGGUCGAAGAAAUUGUGCCAACAACAGUAAACGAUGCAACGUUACUUGCGCCCGAAGAAGUACAUAUAAGACCAAAAGGUGAUGUUAAAAGUGCAACAGAAAAAACAAAAACAGACAAAAAACAUGACAGACGUUUAUUAAAACAAAAACGAAAAGAGAAAGCGCAGGAGAAAGAAAAAACCAUAACAACAGAAGCCAAUGAUGAGAAGAAACAAACACAAGAAGAAAAACGUGCUCUUUUGAAAAAACUAGGCAAAAUGAAGAAUGUCCGAAUUGAAAAGACGGAUAAAAAACAUUCUAAAACAAAAACAGCCCGAGGCACGACACAAUUUUUUCAACAAUUACAACAAACAACAACAAGUACAGUAGAAAAACGUCGUCGUCCUGAUUCGUCAUUUUCUACGGCUAAUUCGAAAAAAUUGAAACUUUAG